AUGAUCACCGCUAUACUUUUGCUUAUAGCGAAACAAGUCACUGGAGUUGAACUUCACCACCAUCAUAAACAUGCCAGUAAUAUAACCACAUUAUCAAUUACACCCACUUUGGUAGCUCGAGAUGCCACAGAAGAUGCCAUGCCAACAUUAUCAACUGGUGAACCAACACUUUCCAUAACUCAUAUACCAGUACUGAAAAACCCCUACAUAUAUUCUUCAAAUUUACCUUCCAAUUUAGUCUUCAUAGUCAUUGGUGCUAUUCUUGGAGCCAUUUUAUUACUGAUUAUAUUAUAUCGAAUAACUGCUCAUUUUAAAUAUAAUCGACAAGCCAUGAAUGAAAAAGAAACUUAUUAUACCAAUUUAACGGAAAUAUUGAAUCAAAAAGGUACUCCUUAUUCAAGAAAUUCAUCAAUUUUAGAUCUCAGUAAUAGUAAUAACAACACCACUGAUUUAUCAAGUUCAUCAACAUCAUCUAAUCAAGGUCGUUCUUAUCGUGAUAGUGUUUUAGGAAAUAAUAAACCAAUGAUGACAAAUAAACCUUCAAGAAAUUCAAUGUUCAUUAGUCCCACUAUGGAUCUUAAAACUUUUGAAUUGCCAUUAUAUCAGAAACAACAUAGUACUUCUCUGGCAUCAUUGAUAUUGAGAUAUAAUAAUGAUAGUAGCACGAUUGUUUCUACAGCGUUUGAUGAGAAAAGUAGAAUCACCACUACAUCAACCACAGUAGAUGGGAAUGAGUCUUCAAUUAAUGGGUCUACUAUUAAUGGAUCAUAUUUGGAAAAUGGGAAAUUGGCUCCACCACCUCCGAAAAGAGUUGUACGUGCACCUAGUUUAUAUCUUGAAGAUUUAUUAAAUGAUAAAUCAAAAGAUGAUAAAGAAGAAGAAGGGGUAUAG
Candida albicans SC5314 is the source of this 891-nucleotide messenger RNA. Its product is annotated as pheromone-regulated protein. Gene Ontology annotation, cellular component: fungal-type vacuole; cellular bud neck. Lineage: Eukaryota; Fungi; Ascomycota; Pichiomycetes; Serinales; Debaryomycetaceae. The record is from RefSeq and is a predicted model, not a curated record. The coding region runs from base 1 to 891 and encodes 296 amino acids. The transcript has a single exon.